CUCUCUCUCUCUGUCUCUUUCUCUCUCUGUCUCAUUGCUGCUUCUCUCCACCUCCUCUUCUCCUGCUUCUCACCUCUUCUGCUGACCUUCAUCUGCAUCUGCACGCUCCUCAGCCUUCUUCUCCGCAAAAGCAAGCAAAAAUCAUCCAACACACUUUCCUCCAUUCAAACAUUUAAAGAAACUCCAGCUGCUGACUGUGCCGGCUUGUGAAACCAUGCCACAGCAGUUGUUGCUCCUGUCGGUGGUGUCCGUGUGGCUUUUGGCUGGGUUCUUCCUAGCAGAUGCUACAUACUACAGCCAACACGUGUACAACCUCCGCCACCGCACGUACAGCCACCGUGCCAGCAACAUGGACAACCAGCUGCCCCCCGUGGUACCCACAGAGCCGCCUGUUGAGGUUGUGCCGCCACGUCUGCACAAUUUCAGCCGUAUCUUCUAUGGGAUCAUGUUUGAUGCCGGCAGCACCGGCACUCGCAUCCAUAUCUACAAGUUCAUUCAGAAGGACCCAGCUGGGCUGCCAGUGCUUGACAAUGAAAUGUACCAUGCAGUGAAGCCUGGACUGUCUGCAUAUGCCGAUAAGCCUGAAGUGGGUGGAGACACCAUCAGGCAGCUUCUGAAGGUGGCCAAAAAAACGGUACCCAAGGAGGAGUGGCGGCAGACUCCCGUGGUACUGAAAGCCACUGCUGGCCUGCGGCUGCUGCCCGAGGAGAAAGCCAAAGCCCUGCUGGAUGAGGUCAAAGAAGUUUUUGACGAAUCUCCUUUCUUUGUACCGAACAACAGUGUCUCUAUCAUGAAUGGUACAAAUGAAGGGGUGCUGGCUUGGGUCACAGUGAACUUCUUGACAGGUCACUUGUAUGCUAAAACCAGAAGAACCGUGGGUAUCCUGGAUCUCGGUGGAGGUUCAACUCAAAUCACAUUCCUCCCAAAAUCUAAAAAAACAGUGGUAACUGCUCCUCCUAGCUACAUUGCUCGUAUCGACAUGUUCAACAGCACUUAUGACCUUUACACUCACAGUUACCUUGGAAAUGGACUCAUAGCAGCCCGACUGGCAACUCUUGGCGCACUUGGUGCAGAUGGUCUUGACUGGAAGGUUUUCACAAGUUCUUGUUUACCAAAGAAGUUCAGAGAGGAUUGGACCUUUGGUGGGCUCACUUACAAAGUCAGCGGAAUCCCAGAUGGUUAUGCAGGGUACAAGCUGUGCUAUCAUGAGGUGAUGCGGGUGGUGAAAGGAAUCAUCCACCAGCCCUUUGAAGUGAAGGGAAACAGCGUCUUCUAUGCCUUCUCCUACUACUAUGACAGAGCUGUGGAAUCCGGCCUUAUUGAUGGCUCCCGAGGCGGUGUUGUGGAGGUCAGAGAUUUCAAGAAGAGAGCCAAGGAAGUUUGCAACAAGAUGACCAAAUACCGUCCCAUCAGUCCUUUCUUAUGUAUGGACAUGACCUACAUCACCUGCCUUCUGAAAGAGGGAUUCGGUUUCAAGGACAGCACUGUUCUGCAGCUUACUAAAAAGGUGAACAAUGUUGAAACGAGUUGGGCCUUGGGGGCCACUUUCGAUUUUUUCCACAACCUGAACAUUCACUAAGGCCUGCAGACGUACGGGUGCCACCGGGCGGG
Messenger RNA from Colossoma macropomum (tambaqui), 1611 nucleotides. It is a transcript of the gene entpd5a, whose product is annotated as ectonucleoside triphosphate diphosphohydrolase 5a. Gene Ontology annotation, biological process: nucleoside diphosphate catabolic process. The transcript has 13 exons. Gene Ontology annotation, cellular component: membrane. Gene Ontology annotation, molecular function: GDP phosphatase activity; UDP phosphatase activity. Bases 215 to 1579 code for a protein of 454 amino acids. The record is from RefSeq and is a predicted model, not a curated record. Lineage: Eukaryota; Metazoa; Chordata; Actinopteri; Characiformes; Serrasalmidae.